This is a messenger RNA of Lecanosticta acicola, 629 nucleotides long. Lineage: Eukaryota; Fungi; Ascomycota; Dothideomycetes; Mycosphaerellales; Mycosphaerellaceae. The record is from the annotation of a GenBank genome assembly.
AUGGCUCAAAACGAGAAGGUCAACUGGAACAGCGUCGAGACCUGGCAGCGUGUGGUCGCCGCCAUGCUCGCUACCGGCAUCAAGCCUGACCUGCGUCAGACUGCAACCUACUUCGGCACCACGUACGACACCCUCGAGAACCGCUUCCGCAAGAUCAAGAAGGUAUGUACUACACAUCACCGCCGUUAUGCAGCUGCUAAUACAAUUAAAGGAAGCCGAUGUGCUCAAGGGCGAGGUCAGCAACGGUGCGCGCGGAGAAGUCACUGCUCCCAGCCGCCAGAAGUCGGCGCCGACCACUCCACGCAAGCGGCAGACUCCUAAGAAGGACGCUCUGAGCUGUAAGCAAGCAGCGCCAUUAGUUGCUGCGAGAUGAUCCCACUAAUCCACAAUCGUAGCUGUUUCCAACGGCCGCAUUAACAAAUCCACCCCGAAGAGUAGCAAGAAGUCGGGAAUCAAGCAGGAGCAAAUCGACCAGCGCUUCACGGCCACCCUCACGGACGAAGUUCACGACCCGACGGACAUGAGCUUUGACAUGGGUACGUCUGCUCCUCUCUCUCGCUUCUCACGGCUGUCACUAACACGGGCUAGACUUCGGCAACCAGGACGACCUUCUCGACGAAUACGUCUAG